Messenger RNA from Nannospalax galili (Upper Galilee mountains blind mole rat), 927 nucleotides. RefSeq names its product cellular repressor of E1A stimulated genes 1 (gene Creg1). Lineage: Eukaryota; Metazoa; Chordata; Mammalia; Rodentia; Spalacidae. The record is from RefSeq and is a predicted model, not a curated record. The coding region runs from base 49 to 711 and encodes 220 amino acids. The transcript is spliced from 4 exons.
UGGUAACCCGGGGGAAGGUCGCCAGGCGGGACUGAGCAGACUGCAGCCAUGGCCGGGCGUGCCCGUGGGUCAGUGCGCUCGCUGCUCACCGCCUUGCUGGCGCCCGCGCUGUUGGCACUGCUGGUGUCGCCCGCCCGGGGCCGCGGGGGCCGGGACCACGGGGACUGGCACACGGACAGGCUGCUGCCGCCGCUGCCACCCCGCGAUGACGCGCCGCGCGUGGCCCGCUUCGUGACACACGUCUCAGACUGGGGCGCGCUGGCCACCAUCUCCACGCUGGAGGCGGUGCGCGGCCGGUCCUUCGGUGACGUCAUCUCAGUCAGCGACGGUCCCCCGGGCGUGGGCAGCGGCGUGCCCUACAUGUACCUGAGCCCCUUGCAGAUGACGGUGAACAACCUGCAGGAAAAUCCACAGGCUACGCUGACUAUGUCUUUGGCACAGACUGUCUUCUGUAGGAAAAAUGGAUUUGAUCCCCAGAGUCCCCUGUGUGUUCACAUAAUACUCGCAGGAACUGUAACCAAGGUGAAUGAAACAGAAGUGGACUUUGCAAAGAAUUCAUUAUUCAUUCGACAUCCUGAGAUGAAAACUUGGCCUUCCAGCCAUAAUUGGUUCUUUGCUAAAUUAAAUAUAACCAAUAUCUGGGUGUUGGACUACUUUGGUGGACCAAAAAUAGUGACACCUGAAGAAUAUUUUAAUGUCACAUUUCAGUGAAACAGACUGUGGUGAAUUGAACCACACAUGAGAAGUUUCUCUGGGGACUGAAAAGAUGGUUCAGUGGUUAAGAGCAUUGCUACUUUUGGAAAGACCUUGGUUCAGUUCCCAGUACCCACAUCAUAUGACUUACUACUGCCUGUAACUCCAGUUCCAGGGGAUCUGACUCCCUCUUCUGGCCUCUGAGGGCAUCUGCACUCGUGGUGCACUUACAUA